Molecule: messenger RNA, 1363 nt
Organism: Camellia sinensis
Lineage: Eukaryota; Viridiplantae; Streptophyta; Magnoliopsida; Ericales; Theaceae
Product: sorbitol dehydrogenase
Molecular function (GO): zinc ion binding; oxidoreductase activity, acting on the CH-OH group of donors, NAD or NADP as acceptor
Source: RefSeq, a predicted model, not a curated record
UCGCUUGAACAGCUUGAGGAAGAGAAAUUCAGAGUGAAGACAUAAUUUAGAGAGAGAAAGAGCAGAUGGGUAAGGGAGGGAUGUCUCGUGGUGGUGGUGAAGAUGUCAAAGAUGGUGAAGAAGAGAACAUGGCAGCUUGGCUUGUCAGCAUCAACACCCUCAAAAUCCAGCCUUUCAAACUCCCUCCUCUUGGUCCAUUUGAUGUUAGAGUCAGAAUGAAAGCUGUUGGUAUCUGUGGGAGUGAUGUUCACUACCUCAAGAAAUUUAGAUGUGCAGGCUUUGAGGUUAAAGAGCCGAUGGUAAUUGGGCACGAGUGUGCGGGGAUCAUAGAAGAAGUUGGGAGUGACGUGAAAUCGUUGGUGCCUGGCGAUCAUGUGGCUUUGGAGCCUGGCAUCAGUUGUUGGCGAUGUGAUUAUUGCAAAGAAGGUCAAUACAAUCUAUGCCCUGAGAUGAAGUUUUUUGCAACCCCUCCUGUUCACGGUUCUCUUGCCAAUCAGGUGGUGCAUCCCGCAGACCUAUGUUUUAAGCUGCCUGACAAUGUGAGCUUGGAGGAAGGAGCAAUGUGUGAGCCACUCAGUGUUGGUGUUCAUGCUUGUCGCCGUGCUAACGUGGGUCCACAGACCAAUGUAUUGAUCAUGGGAGCGGGUCCCAUAGGUCUGGUUACAAUGCUCGCUGCACGUGCUUUUGGUGCUCCCAGAAUUGUCGUUGUGGAUGUAAAUGAUUACCGCCUCUCGGUUGCUAAGGAACUUGGUGCAGAUGAAAUUGUGAAAGUUUCAAUAAAUAUGCAGGAUGUAGAUGAAGAAGUAGGACAAAUUCACAAAGCGAUGGGGGCUGGAGUGGAUGUGACCUUUGAUUGUGCUGGCUUUAGCAAAACCAUGUCAACCGCUCUGAGCGCCACUUGUCCAGGCGGCAAAGUUUGCCUUGUCGGAAUGGGUCAUACUGAAAUGACUGUCCCACUCACUCCAGCUGCUGCAAGGGAGGUCGAUGUGAUUGGCAUCAUCCGCUACAAGAACACGUGGCCUCUGUGCAUUGAAUUUCUGAGGAGCGGUAAGAUUGAUGUGAAGCCCUUAAUAACUCACCGAUUUGGGUUCUCGCAGAAGGAGGUUGAAGAAGCCUUUGAAACUAGUGCUUGCGGUGGUAGCGCCAUCAAAGUCAUGUUUAAUCUGUAGUCCUGAAAUGAAAGAAAUGUCAGUAUAUGAAGUUUGGAUGGAGUUAAAAGUAAUGAAUAAUUAUCUCAACCAUGAAGUUUGAUAUGGUUUGUAAAAAAGUUCAAAUGGCAGUAUUACUCUUGUUGCUUCAAAUUUUUGCAUGUUAAAUUGAUCUUUGUAUAAUGUUUAAUAAAAUCUGCUAGAAUGCUUGUGUA